This is a messenger RNA of Cucumis melo (muskmelon), 2052 nucleotides long. Its product is annotated as putative RING-H2 finger protein ATL21A. Gene Ontology annotation, molecular function: polysaccharide binding. NCBI's taxonomy places the organism in Eukaryota, Viridiplantae, Streptophyta, Magnoliopsida, Cucurbitales, Cucurbitaceae. The transcript is spliced from 3 exons. Bases 1 to 1146 code for a protein of 381 amino acids. The record is from RefSeq and is a predicted model, not a curated record.
AUGGAUUUCUCACACAUCUUUCUCUUCUUCCUCUUCUUCUUCCCAACUUUAAUCACAGCUCAAAGUUGCUCUGUUUCCAAGUGUAUCAAUGAUGACUUUGCUAUCAGAUUCCCCUUUCGGAUUCCAGACCAGCAACCUGCAAGAUGUGGUUAUCCUGGUUUCAACUUAGCUUGCAACAAAGCGGGUGUGACGACUGUAAAUCUAUCAGCUUCUGAAUAUUUUUUGGUAAGGGGUAUCGAUUAUGCCACUCAACAAAUACAGCUCUAUGAUUCAGAUGAUUGCCUACCUAGAAGAUUUCUUCAAGGCCUCAACAAACUCAAUUUCUCAAACUCCCCAUUUAUACCACUUUUUAGUCAGAAUAUUACCUUUCUAAGCUGUCCACCUCAGUUCACAAUGUCGCAUUUUCCUAUCAUUGGUUGUCUUAGCAAUUCAACCAACUCGAUUCUGGCUACUUCCUCAACGAGUUUUGUCAAGUCAAUGUCAACCUCUUGCACGAUCAUGACUACUUUACCUGUCCCAGUUUCAAACCCAGAUGAGACCAAUCAAUUUUCAACCAACCUCAAUGGUGAUCUCGUGCUAACUUGGUAUAGCCCUGCUUGCGGUAUCUGCGAAACAGAAGGCAGGCUUUGUGGGUACAAAAGCAAUAGCGGUCAGGGGAUUGCCUGUUUCGACAAAUACACAUCAGAGGAAAACAAUGGUCUCAGAGUGCUGCGGAUUAUCUGUGUGGUGAUUCUUCUUCCGACUUUGAUGUGUGUCAUUGGACUUGGCUGUUUUAUCUGCAUGGCAAAGUGGAGCUAUAGCCUUACGGACGGCAGAGGAAACCAAGUUCAGCAUAGGCAGCAAGUCAAUCCAGCAGGGUCCGAUUUAGAGGCACCAUCCCGUUUGAGUGGUCUGAACGAAUCAACCAUUGAAUCGUAUCAAAAGGUAAUCCUUGGAGAAAGCCGGCGGCUCCCUGGACCCAAUGGCACCACCUGCCCCAUAUGCCUUGGAGAAUACUUAACCAAAGACACAGUCAGAUGCAUUCCUGAGUGCAAGCAUUGCUUCCAUGUUGAUUGUAUUGAUCAAUGGCUUCGAGUCAACAGCAGCUGCCCUCUUUGUCGAAACUCUCCCAAUCCCUCCCCUUCCCAUUUAACUCCAAUCUCAUGAUCUUCCCAAUUCUUCUCAUGCACGUACAAACAAUACAACAAUGCAAAGACAAUGUACAUUGUACAGAGAUUCAAGUAACUUGACAACUAACAACCUCAGUUCUCACUUCAUUUACUUCACUCAACCAUUACAAAUAGAGAAAACCCCACCUCUUUGUUUGGCAAAAUAACCAUAAAGAAAUCACAAAAGAUGCAUGGCAGCACAUUUUCAGGAAAUGGGACAACAAAGUGUAUAUAAAAGGCACUCAAGUCGUAAACCCCACCUCAAAACAUAAACACCCACCAAGUGUUCGUAAAAUUUUCCAGUAAAAAAUGUCAGGAGUCUUCAAUUUUCGGUCCCUAGCCUUCGUGGCCGUGCUUACAUGCUCUCUGAUGGUAGUUCUGUCUCAGACUGAGGACGUGGAAAGUUGUGUACCGGUGGCGCAGUCGCUAUCACCAUGUUUGGGGUUCAUCAAAGGCAGCGGCAAACCAUCGGCGUCGUGCUGCAGUGGCGUUAAACAGUUGGCGGGAAAUACUAAAACGAAGAAAGAUAAAGUUGCACUGUGCGAAUGCAUCAAGAAGAGUCUGGCGAUGAUCGGACCUUAUGAUCCGACUCGCAUCCCUUUGAUUCCAAAACAAUGUGGAAUUUCCGUCCAAAUUCCUCCCAUCAACAAUUCCACCAACUGCUCAAAGGUUAAAGGUUUUCAAUUUGGAAGUGCUUUGAUAUAUGAGGCUGGGGGUAUCCAUCAUCACUGAGCCCAAUCAACAUAAACUAAGCAUAUCCCAUAUGAUGUUUCUGGGUUUCUUAAUGUUUCAAAAUAAGAUUGACAAUGUCAUGUAUUAGUCUUAAUAAUCCUAACAUUACAUGCUCAUAAUACUCUUGUAUGGUCUGUUAUCAAUAAUAAUUCUACCUACAGUAUUAUAUUCA